AUGGCCGCGGGAGAGGUCGAUCCCAGGCUUAGUUCCCAACCCGGGCAGGUCCGGUUCUCCACGGUAACUGAGGAAAUCGAGCCUACCGAUCCGUCAGCCUCCGUCGAAACCCCCGGAGCAGAUUCGAUCAAGGAUGCGCAGCAUGAGGAGGAACUGCGGUCGCUAGCUGCCAGCCUGCAGCGAUCUCAAUUGCAGGAGAAUCGACUGCGACAGUUCUCUUACGACCCGAUCUCACUGCCUUCGUCCAGAGUUGCCUCCCGGGAAUCGAGCGACCGCAGUGCACGAGAAGCAAAUGGAUCGGGGUUCCCCUCGCCUCGGGGUUCCCCACCAGUGUCCGCUAUGCAAUCCCCCCCGCUGACGCCCGCAGCCACUCAUUCACGUGAAUCCAAGUCGAUUGACACUACCUCCACAUCCAAUGCCACCGAUCGGGCGGGGAAUGACGGUCAGCCCACAGCAAUGACGCCUGCAACCUCCCCUCCGACCAGCGCUACCGCACAAGGCAAAGCCCCCCAAAGUGCACCCUCCUCCCGUCCGCCCUCAACCGACCAGCUGUCGAAACAGAACCAAGUGGCACAAACAUCUUCGCAUCCGAACAAUGGCGCGCGACAUCGAGCACAGUUCUUCAUCGGUCCUGCGGAGGGCUCCCAGGAGGAGAGCCCUCCGGCCACCCCUCGCGGUGAUCCUGAGAGCUAUACUCCUCCCGGUACCAUUACCCCGGUGGGUGAGCCGAAUGAUCCGUAUGCUCGCAGCAAGCGACCCCCACAACCGAAGAAUCUCGCCCAACUCGACCAGCGGUUCAUCUUCGGCAGUCGGGACUCUAAGCGUCGCACCACCACAUCGGCCUUCGCACGCCCACUGAGCCCUCGUUCCUCCAGUGCUACGGAUCUUCGGACUAGCGAGAAGCGCAGUGGCUUCUUCAAUUCCAAGCGAGAGCCACGGCAGCAGGAACCUGAGGGAAAGUCCCAUAGCCACAUGUCCGAGCUGAAGCGCUUCUUCAAACGGAACCAUAACAAACACAAGCGAGGAGAUUCGCCGUCGUCGAUCCCCUUCAAAAAAUCGAGCCGGUCCUCGGCAAAGGGUCCAUUCCACGCGGCAGCCGACAGUGUUCCAUUCGCCGAUGAUCAUGGUCUCAAUUCCAAGUACGGUAAACUAGGCAAGGUCCUAGGCUCGGGAGCUGGAGGCUCGGUUCGGUUGCUCAAGCGAAACAGUGAUGGGGUGACCUUUGCGGUCAAGCAGUUCCGAGAUCGCCAUUCAUGGGAGACCAUGAAGGAAUACUCCAAGAAGGUGACUGCAGAGUUCUGCAUUGGGUCCACCCUGCAUCAUGGCAAUAUCAUCGAAACGCUAGACAUCAUCCAAGAAGGAAGCCAUUGGUAUGAAGUCAUGGAGUAUGCGCCCUUCGAUCUAUUUGCCAUUGUCAUGACCGGGAAGAUGGUCAAGGAAGAGGUUGCCUGUGCUUUCAAGCAGAUCCUCAGUGGAGUCGCUUACCUGCACGGAAUGGGCCUGGCUCAUCGUGAUCUGAAAUUGGACAACGUGGUCGUCAAUGAGCAUGGUAUCAUGAAGCUUAUUGAUUUCGGAAGUGCCGUGGUUUUCCGGUAUCCCUUCGAGAACGAUAUUGUACUCUCUUCGGGAAUUGUUGGCUCGGACCCAUACCUUGCUCCAGAAGUCUACGACGAGAAGAAGUAUGACCCCCGCCCGACAGAUGUCUGGUCCCUGGCCAUCAUCUUCUGCUGCAUGACGUUGCGUCGGUUCCCCUGGAAACAACCCCGUGUCAGCGAUAAUUCGUACCGACUAUUUGUUUCCACGCCGACUCCGGGAACUCCGGUACCUGAGGUCGACCCGAAACGCCACCGGGUCGUCAAAUCAUCACCUGAUCUUGUCACCACUGGCCAUGACAGCAAGCCCGCCCAGCCCAGUAUUAACACCGAUGUCUCCGGACAAGCGCCACAGACGAAUGGACAGCAACCUCAGACUCCUGCUGCUGGUGGUGAGGAAAAUCAGCCUCCGAAGAGUCCUCAGGACAAGCCGCUGGUGACCAAAGCACCUACGGAUAGCAAACAUGCCAAUGCUACCACUCACAAACCGUCUCGUACCACGAGCAAGGAGGCCCCUCCACUUCCGGCCAACGCCCAGGCGGCGGCUCAGCGACAGGAAGUCAUCAAGGGUCCCUGGCGACUUCUCCGGCUCCUGCCCCGCGAGAGUCGGUACAUUGUUGGCCGCAUGCUCAAGGUGUCGGUGAAGGAGCGCGCCACGUUGGACGAUGUCUUGACUGAUGAGUGGGUGCGCAACAUCAAGGCUUGUCGGCAGGAGUUGACCGGCGAAGUCAUCCAUGCGCCAGGUCACACGCAUGUCUUGGAACCCCCUUCGGCUACGUCCGGAGCCAUUGCAGGUCUGACAGUAGAUUGCUCACUGUACCCGCUUGAUACGAUCAAGACCCGUCUCCAGAAAGCGCGCACGGCACCUGCAGCUGCGAGCGCCAUUACGCCCGUCUCGCUCCGCCAAACGAUCCGCGGCAUCUACGCGGGACUCCCCUCGGUGCUCUUCGGAUCUGCGCCGUCCGCAGCCUCCUUCUUCAUCGUCUACGAUGGAGUGAAACGCCUCCUCCUUGAGCCUUCGUCGUCAUCUUCUUCCGCCGCCGCCGGCACCCCUCCUCCUCCCCCCUCGCGCACGCACAUCUUCCUCACACACAGCCUCGCGUCCUCAAUGGGCGAAAUCGCCGCCUGCGCCGUCCGCGUCCCGACAGAGGUAAUCAAGCAGCGCGCCCAAGCCGGCCUCUUCGGCGGCUCCACCGCCGCCGCCCUGAAGGAUAUUCUGGCCUUGCGCCACGCCCCCGGUGGAGCUGGAGGCUACACCCAAGUCAUCCGCGAACUCUACCGCGGCGCCGGCAUCACCAUCGCCCGUGAGAUCCCCUUCACUGUCCUGCAAUUCACCAUGUGGGAGCGCAUGAAGGAGGCCUAUGCACUCCGUAAUCAGGUUGAUAUUGUCCCGGCGACUACGAGCGCUAUGUUUGGGAGUGUCGCUGGUGCUAUCUCCGCUGGGUUGACUACGCCGUUGGAUGUCGUGAAGACGAGGGUUAUGUUGGCUAGGAGGGGUGAUUCUUCUCCUGGUGAGACUGGUGGCGUCAGGGUGAGGACGGUGGUUAGGGAGAUUUGGGUGAAUGAGGGGGCUGGGGCGUUUUGGAGGGGCAUUGGGCCCCGGGUUGCGUGGAUUGGGAUUGGGGGCGCGGUGUUUUUGGGGAGUUAUCAGUUUGCUUGGAAUUCUCUGGGGAGGGAUUCAGGACUUAGGGAAAGCGAUGAAGAACAUACCUCACUAAUCAACAUCCCUUCAAACUCUUCGUCAUCUCCCUCCCCAUUCCCAUGGGUUACUGCCUCCUCCAAAAAACACCCCUUCCACACCCCCCCCUCAACAACCCACUGCAUCCUCUCCCCGAAACUCAACCACCAGAGGGUCACCUAUGUGCUCCCUCUGCCUGAUGCACCCGGUGGCCAUCGGUUAGGCGUCAAUGGCCUGGCAGUCGACCCCGACAGUUCCAUCCUCUACUCCGCAGGUCGCGAUGGUGUCGUCUGCUCAUGGGAUCUCAAUUUUCCUCUCACCGGGGCUUCGCCCUCCUCCCAACCCGGCCAAACCACCUUUCGCAACCAGGUCCAGGCGCACAGCCACUGGAUCAACGACAUCGUGCUGACCAAGAAUAACUCCGCGCUAGUCUCGGCCUCGUCAGACACCACCGUCCGAUUAUGGCGCCCUCACUCCGAAUUGACCGAGGUGCCCGCGCCCAUCGGCAAACACGCCGACUACGUCAAGGCCUUGGCAACCCCCGGAAACCAUUCUUCGUGGGUCGCGUCGGGCGGCUUGGACCACAAGCUCUAUCUAUGGGAUUUGAACGGGGGUGGCGAGGUUUUGGGGAUUGAUGCGUCGGGCGAUGACCGCACGGCCAAGGGGUCCGUCUACGCUUUGGGCGCCGUUUCCUCCGUUCUGGCCAGCGGUGGUCCGGAGAACGUGGUUCGGGUCUGGGACCCGAAAUCCGGCAACCUCAUCACGAAAUUCGUCGGUCAUACAGAUAAUAUCCGGGAUAUCUUGAUCAACCGCGAUGGUGACACGAUCAUGACGGCCUCGUCCGACCAGACUAUUAAGAUCUGGUCCCUUACGGCGGGAAGAUGCAUGCACACGUUGACCAUGCAUAAUGACAGCGUCUGGUCGCUCUACUCCAAUCACCCGCAACUGUCGGUCUUUUACUCCAGUGACCGGUCCGGACUCGUCGCCAAAACCGACACGCGGACUACCCCGGACAUCGAGCAGGGCACCUGCGUGGCCGCUCUGCAGGAGCACGAGGGGGUCGUCAACGUCGUAGCCGCAGGCGAUUACAUCUGGACCGCGACCCCCAAAUCGAGCAUUCAUCGCUGGCGGGAUGUGGACACCACUGCUGAGAUUGAAUCUCCUACGAGGGAACAAAACCAGACAUCGGCGUCGGCGCCGGCAGCCAACGAGCCCAAGAAGAUUCCAUAUGAAUCGGUCCUUUUACUGUCGCCUACCUCGACCUUCCCAAAUGCACGCCCCUUGGACGAUGAGACCCCGCGUUCCGGGCCAACCUCCCCCGGAUUGCUGUCAGGGUCCAACCUGGACGACGAUUUGGGAUUGACGCUGCCGGUUCAGGCACUACCCGAGGAAACCAUUGAAGGCCAGCAUGGACUGAUUAAAUACUUCAUGUUGAACGACCGGAAACGCACAUUGACUCAAGAUUCCGCCGGCGAAGUUGUUCUGUGGGAUUUGCUCAAGUGUAAACCGAUUCAAUCUUUCGGCAAACGACACAUGGAUGAUGUCGCUUCGGAGAUCAACACCACCGAAAGCAUUGCGCAUUGGUGUACCAUUGAUAUCCGAACUGGGCGCCUUUCGGUGAUCCUAGAGCCUGGUCGGUGUUUCGAUGCUGAAGUAUACGCUGAUGAGUCUGAUCUGGCGGACUAUUCGCAGAUACGGGAAGACCAAAGAAUCAAUCUCGGGAAAUGGAUUCUGCGCUGGCUUUUUGCCCCUUUGGUGGAAGAACAUGUUCAGCGGGACGCCCAAUUUCGGGCGGCCGUGAAAGCUAAGGCGGAAGAGUUGGCUCGCUUGACUAGCUCUGGCGCAUCGGCCCCGGUCGAUAUACCAUCGGCCGAUCCGUCGAGGCGGGCGCUGGGCUUGCAGUCGCCUCUGGACCCAUUUACUGCCACCUUCCGGUCCGGUUACGAUUCUAUCGGUAGCCCUACGACACCCGGGUUUGGCAUCGGGUAUGCUGGAAGCCCAGCAACCAUGGGAUCACCCAUGUGGACGUCUAGUUUCAUGAACAACAACAGUCAUCUCGGCACAUCUCCCGGGGAUUCGACGUCAGAAUACCUUCUGUCGCAGUCGCAACAGAACCCGGACAUGGCCAGAGCGUCAUUCUCUGAUCGGUCCAGCGAUUACUUCUCAUCGUCCCGAACUCAGGGUGUGGGUUCGUUAGACAAUGACAAGGUGCCGACCACUCCGGGUGAACCGACCCCGACGGCUCUGCCCCAGUCUCCAGCCGAGCCCGAUAAGGAGGAGCGGAAGCGUGGAGCCUCUUUGUUCGGAAAGAAGUUCCGCAUGGAUUUCCCGAGGAAGCUGGGGCGGACCUCGUCCGAGGUCAAGCCCCAGGUUCCCGAGGAGAAGGUGGAAGAGUCGGACAAGUCGUCGACCAAGGAAGAGAGGGUGUUCGAGACUAACCUGAGUGGGUUCAUUGAGCGAACACGGCAUGAAUACGAGGAGUUCAUGUCUGCCCAUCCUGGCCGCGAAUUGACGUCGGCUUUUACACCGAGUCCGGACAAUGAGACUCCUGUGCUGGACAUUCCUCCUCGCACAGUUGUCUUUAUUCAGGAAGAGUCGGGCGAUACAGCUGUGGCGUCUGAUCUGUAUCGAGGAACGGUUGGUCAGAUCAGCGAGGAGAUUCACAAGUUGGAGAAAUCUAUACCUUUAUGGCUCGCUGAGCUGCUGUUGAAGAACCAAGUUCCGGUGAAGGAGCCAGUCAAGAUAGCUUUCACACUGAAGCCGUACGAUGAUCUGCUGCCCCCUGUAGCCAACCCAGAGCCUCCCGGUGGUGCCAAUGGGAACAACAACCGCCUCAACGCGAAUCGCAUGCUGCGAGCCAAGAAGAUCCUGGCCUACGUGGCGGAGCGAAUCGACCCUCCCAAUCCUAACGAGCCGGAAGCGAAUCCGAUGAAAGCGGAGGAAUAUUUAGAGCUGUAUUGCCAGAAGAUGCCCAUUCCGCCAAACAUGACCCUUGCGACAAUUCGUGCCCAUCUCUGGCGAUCCUCGGGCGACAUGGUCUUGUACUACAAGGCCAACGGCAAGAAGGAGAUCCGCAUGCCUGCGCCUGGCGGGGAGAAAGAUACUGGGUCUGGAAUCGGGUUGAGUGGAGAGGCUGGCAGUGCGCCGCCGGCCAGCAUCCGCUCGCAUGCAGCUUCUGGGUCGGCGGCCUCGGUCACUAACGCUUAG
Molecule: messenger RNA, 6477 nt
Organism: Aspergillus homomorphus CBS 101889
Lineage: Eukaryota; Fungi; Ascomycota; Eurotiomycetes; Eurotiales; Aspergillaceae
Product: Pkinase-domain-containing protein
Exons: 13
Coding region: 1-6477 (2158 amino acids)
Biological process (GO): double-strand break repair via homologous recombination; protein deubiquitination; protein phosphorylation
Molecular function (GO): ATP binding; protein kinase activity; ubiquitin binding
Source: RefSeq, a predicted model, not a curated record